Messenger RNA from Galleria mellonella (greater wax moth), 4072 nucleotides. Its product is annotated as hemicentin-2-like. NCBI's taxonomy places the organism in Eukaryota, Metazoa, Arthropoda, Insecta, Lepidoptera, Pyralidae. Bases 415 to 2745 code for a protein of 776 amino acids. The record is from RefSeq and is a predicted model, not a curated record. The transcript has 16 exons.
AAGUUAAGGCAGUUAAAGCUCGCUUGGUCUGUAGAACGCACGUCGUUACGCCCAGUUCGUGUUUCCGAACAUACUCGAGUCGCGCGUUCGAAAUUCAAAUUUUGUGUUAUGAAUGUAAUUUUUAUUCUAUUCCACGUGUGAAAUCUGUUUUCAAGUUAUUGUUGUAUUAAAAUAAAUUUUACGUUUAUGAUGGUAUAAAUAAUAAAAAAAAAGGAUAGUGACAAUAUAAUCUUCAUGGUGUUGUAACAGGAAAAUAAAUUAACACUACGCUCGAACACUUCUCUCGCGUGUACUGAGACUUGUAUUGAAUGCCUACAUAUGGCGAGCGGUGUGAGCUACGGGGUCUCUCAACUAGUACUAGAUGAGACUCGGUGCGCUCUCGUUGACCAAUGAGAACGGCGCACGGGAGCAUGGAUGGGCCGUAGGAUGCGCGUCACUCCGGCGCUUUACCUAUUGCUGCUGAUCUAUACACGUGUCUACACAUUCAUACCUGGCGUUGACGGGCCAGUAUCCCAACAAGAGGCCUUGGACGGCGGCAACACUACCUUACACUGUAACUCGUCGGCCGACACUUCUGAUGAACAAUUUACGUUGCUCGUAUGGUACAAGGACAACGUACCUAUUUUUAGUUUCGACACACGUGUAGAAAUCGAAUGGUCGAACGAGGGCUUCAACAGAAGCGGCCGAAUAAGAGCGGACGUAGUAAGCCAACCCACGGCCCUUACAAUAUCAGCCCUCACGGAGGACGACGAAGACUUGUACCACUGUCGCGUUGACUUCCUCAACUCACAAACUAGGAACAUUGGAGUCAAUUUGACUAUUACAGUGCUCCCAAGUAAGCCGUUUUUCUUGGACGAAGUGGGCAAUAAAGUGGAGGACAGAAUUGGCCCUUACCACGAAGAGGACACUUUAGUGCUCAGCUGUCUCGUCAUAGGAGGCCGUCCACCACCUCAUAUCAGCUGGUACUCUGGCAGCACCCUAGUGGACGCUUCUGACGGUGCAAGCGACAUUCCCAGUGUGAAAGAGAACGUGCUAUAUCUACCUCUCAAUCGAGACACGCCAGCAGAGCUCUACUGCAAAGCUUCCAACACUGAUCUGGCACCACCGUUAGAGGCCUCUGUACAUAUUGAGAUAUAUGUUUCAGUACAAAACGUGUCAAUCCAGUGGGUGGAAGGUGUGAUAGGACACACGCUCCGGUCCGGUAGACCAGCUGUUGCACAGUGCACCGUCCACGGGUCCUACCCGCAGCCCAUCUUGGAGUGGUGGUUGGACCGCCAACACCUCACCAAACAUAGUAAUCAGAGUUGGAACAACUUGACACGUACUUCGAUAUCUUACCUGGAGCUGAUCCCGUCUGUGGCGGAGAAUGGUGCGACCCUUGCAUGCGUAGCCACCAACACUGCGAUGGCGCCAAGCCGGGGCUCCAAAGCUGACGUCAUCAAACUUAAUGUUACCUAUAGCCCCAUAGUAGAAAUUGCCAAAUUAGGAGAUGGGGACCUAAGUGAUGUAGCUGAAUUGGAUCCAUUGCAUUUAGAAUGCGAAGUCCAAGCAAACCCACCCGUAAAUAAAUUUAUAUGGUAUCAUAAUGAUAGUGAAAUUGUUCCCGGAUAUAUAUGGGGUAGUAAUGUCUACUCUCACAAAUUGCUGGUGGAGGAGGCGUCCCGAAGGCACUCCGGGGUGUACUCUUGCGCUGCUAGCAACAACGUGGGCGAGACCAGGGCUGAACCGCUCACCAUCACCGUUUACUAUCCGCCAGAAUGUAUAGGACCAGGCAUUAGUCUCGUCAAAGAAACUAUAAAAUGCAACGUUCAUGGUCUACCUUCCCCGGAUACAUACUUCUGGCACGUGCAACCGGCCGGCUUGGAUGUACAGCAUUUGACCACCGGGUCACCUAUACUGCCUCUAUCCCAGAUCAAUGAACCACUCUCUGGGACAAUGAAAGCGAGUUGCGAGGCCGGUAACGGUAUAGCGUCUCAAUACGAGGUCUGCGAAAGGAUCUUCAGUCUGGAGUCACUUCGGCCUCCGCAGCCCAACCAGUGUGACUUAGCUUUUGAAUAUGGAGAAUUCCAAAUGAGGUGCAUACCUGUGGAAAACGCAACGUACUACGAGAUAUCAGUAUGGCGCAUGUCGACCUCCAAUUCCUCUCUAUAUCUGGAGCGUCGGGGUUCUAUAGGAUUUGGGACACGGCAGGCAUUAGCCCAAGGUGGAGUAGAAGGUGCCCCUGGAAGCAUAGCACCCACAUGGCUGGUGCGUGGAGCCCUAGGCGUCCUUAAAUCUGCUGAUGAAGCUGGCGCGGCAGCAUGUAACAGAUAUGGAUGUUCAGCUCCACUUCUGCUCAGGCCUACAGAGAAUCUACUGCUAGCAGCAGAACCUCCGUGGUGGCAUUUUAUACUAGAAAAAGAUGUGGGCAUAUCCCUGGGCGCAGUAGUGUUAGUCAUCUCGUUUGUGGUGUCGACGGUGCUGGUGGUGAGAUUGAUCAGGAGGCCGCGCGGCAAGCCGCCUCCUGUCAUACAAGUGGUACAGUUGGAUGAUCUCACCAGGAACUACAUCGAUACUAUGGCAGAGAACAAAGUGCGCGCAUCGUGCAGCCUUCGUUCUUGCAGUAACGGAUACUCCGACGGGUCAGUGUUAGACGAAGUGGCGCCAGCUAUUGACCGCCGUCGGAAACCACCAGCUAUUUGGGAACAGUGGGACGCCCCUCCUCCUGAUGUCACGCUUACAUUACAUAGGGAGAGUGCCGUUUGAACUGAAUAAUUGUUUUAUGUGAUUCUCUCACAUAUUGUUAUUUAAAUAUUACCCAGUUGCGAUGAAAUAAUAUAGAAUAUCACAGCAUCCACUCAAGCAGAGGAAAAAAUAAGCCAUUUCUCAAUAGAAAAUUGAUUCAUAUAAGUUUGUACUUGUUUAAUUUUUCUUUUUUGUACAUCGAAUGUCAAUUACAAAAAGGAUAAUGAACGGACGAAUUUAUGUAAAUUAUAGAGACGACAUCCAUUACUUACUGAGUAGGUACCUCAAACUUAUUUUCAGUAUGUACUCGAAUAUGAAAUAAAAUACGAAUAGCGCCAUCUACUAUUUAUAAUCAGAACUUCUAAGCUGUAAUAAUGGUUUCUAUAGCAGUUUAUAGUUUCUGUAAAUUUAAAUUAACUUACCUAUUCGUUCUCAAGGUUUAUUUUGCGGGUCUUCAAAUAUUGUUUUGUGAAAUUAUUGAAUUAGAACUGUAUGUUUUUAUACAUAAUAUUUAAUUCAUUCUUAUUUGUUAUUAUUACAACUUGUUUCAACACAAUUCUUAUUUGGUGUUAUUGUUGUUGUCUUUACAAGUGAUAAACUGACAUUCACAAGAUGCAUUUCCGUACACGUAUUUAAUUAAAAUAUCGAUUAUAAUAAAUGACUCAAACAUUUUAAUUCAUAUUAAAUCUUUGUACAAAUUAAAAGUUACUGUUGAAAAUUCGCAUUUCACUAAAUUAAACUAUUUAAUUUCUAACGUAAAUACAAUUUUAAAUAAGUAAUGACUUCUUGAUAGAAAUUCGUUAUUUUUUUGAAUGAAUAAAGCGUUCAUUUUUUCUAGUUUUAAAGGGAAAUAAGCAUGCUUAGCUACCGAAUGUCAAUUGUCUAAUUAUUAUCAAUUUCUCUACCUACCUAGGUAGUGAUAACCAUGGAAAAUACCAAUUUAUAUUAUGUACAUUAGCAAAAUUUUAAAGGAGAAACGGACACCUAUAUAUGUUAAAUGGUCUAAAAAGAUUUUAUCAUUUAAAUUAUUAAAAUUUCACACCGAUAUUUAAUAUCAAUGAUGAAAUGAAAUUAUACUUUACAUUCUGUAAAAAUUCAGUAAAUGUAAAAAUAAUAAUAAAUAAUAUCAUUAUACCUAAUCUAUUGUUGAAUGUUGUAUAAAAUUUUAUGCGAUAUCGUUUCCUCUUGUCUACUGUUGGGUGCUGUUGUUUAAAGAAACAUUUGCCAAGUUUAUGUUUUAAAUGAAGAGACUUAAUUAAUAAUAAAGAACAUGUUUAUUAAUAUUAUAAGCUUACAGUAUAGUUUCUACAUAAGUUAAGUAUAAUUUAACAAUAAAUACUUAAAAUUA